Molecule: messenger RNA, 1504 nt
Organism: Podarcis raffonei (Aeolian wall lizard)
Lineage: Eukaryota; Metazoa; Chordata; Lepidosauria; Squamata; Lacertidae
Gene: TMEM238L
Product: transmembrane protein 238 like
Exons: 2
Coding region: 3-521 (172 amino acids)
Source: RefSeq, a predicted model, not a curated record
GCAUGGGCCACGCUCGCUGCGGGCACUGCGCGGUCUUCCUCGUGGCCGCGCUGGUGCUGGACGGGGCCGGCUUAGCGCUGGUGCUGGCGGGCGCCGUGGGGCGGCCGACGGUGGACGGGAUCCCCUUGGAGGAUUUCCUGGUGUUGACCGGGUCGCUGCUGCUCGCCCUGUCGCUGCUCUGCUGGCUCUUCUGGUAUUCGGGGAACCUGCGCGGGGUGCCCGCCGAAGAGCUCCAGAUCGGGGGGCGCCCCGCCGCCGAUGCCGCCGCCGCCGCAGGCACGACACAGCCCCGUCGCCGGCAGAGCCUCCUGCGCCUGGCCGCCAAGCUCUCCGAGCGCCUCUCGCAGCGCCGCCGGCCGGCGCCUGCGCCCUGCGCGCCUCUUGGCUCCGGCCUUCCCGCGAAGGCCACGCGAGGCGCGGCGGCGGGAGCGGGAGCCGCCGGGCCCCUGGAGCUCAGCUGCCUCCGCCCGGCUGCGCCGCUCGAGCAGGGGCCCGCGAGGACGCAGGAGCGGCUGGUGUGAAGCGCUGCCUCCCGGGGAACCUGCCCUUCCUUCGUCCGUCCUCCCUGCCCUGGACCUUUCUUUAACCCUCGUCAAAGGAAGGAUGGAAGAAAAGGCACAUGGUCAGAAAUCCCCUGGGAUAGACAGGUCUCUCCCUCCGCACUUCGCGGUGUAACUGCCUCGCUCCGUUUAAUAUAUAUGGAAUUAAAUGGUAUGUGACUUGUAGGACGUGGGGCGCACAGCUGCCGGACACGCUGAGCCCCGGCACCUCUCUUUCCAAUAGUAAUGUUGCCAGACGGUGGGCCCAUUCUUUCAUUGCUCAAGCAGUUUCGUACUUCUUAAGCUCAGGAAGACCUUAAGCUGAGCUUAAGCGGCGACCCUCUUGUAGCCCAGAAACAAAGCAAUAAAUGGCCCUGCUGAGCGUGUGCCGACUGCCUUUCCUUCCACGGUCAGCAUGGGUCUGCCGACAUCUACAUGCCAAUCCAGAGUGUGCCAUAUUGCCAUUGAUUGGUGGGACACCCUCCUGCACCAGAGCUGGUGGAAGAGCCUCAUUUUAUGUACAUCAGCCUUGGAUGUGUGGGUUUGCCAAAGACUAUUGUGCCAAAGUAUUGUACUGCCAGCUCUUUGAAUGCUCUUUGCACAGCCCCCUGCAAAGACUUGAGAACUUACCUUCACAAUGGAGUCAAGCUGCCCUUUGAACUGCGGAAGGGACUUUUGAUACUGAAUCUUUGUGGUGGAUUUUCAUAGGCACAGCCCAGUCUUGUACUGUGUUUUCUUCAGUACUCACUGAUGGCUUCUCUGCCCUGUAAGGCUUACUUAGUAAAAAGAAAUAUGUUAAGACCAUUGCUGAUCCACAGCUAAGCUAUGCAAACAAGCUGAUGUUCCUUUUGGACCCUCUUCUCUAAGAAGCUUUAGGUAUGGUUAAUUUGUGCAAAUGUGUACUUGUUUACAAGAAAAGUGAGGACUGCAGAGACUUUUUUAUAAUAAAUAUUGAUUUAUUUAAA